Engraulis encrasicolus (European anchovy) is the source of this 1550-nucleotide messenger RNA. RefSeq lists its product as uncharacterized. The coding region runs from base 44 to 931 and encodes 295 amino acids. The record is from RefSeq and is a predicted model, not a curated record. The transcript has a single exon. NCBI's taxonomy places the organism in Eukaryota, Metazoa, Chordata, Actinopteri, Clupeiformes, Engraulidae.
GACGUGAGUUUGUCGGUGAGAGCUUCAGCUCAACAGAUCGACCAUGGACAGAGAUGUGGUGUUGGAGGGCCUCUCUGCUCUUCUUGGAGUCACAAUCUCUAGGCAGUCGAGUCAAUCUGGUCAAGUCAGCCAUGGAAAGGAGAAGUAUGCACUGCCGAUUCUUUACAGAGGCUUCACUGCAGCUGUGACGGAGGUCGGAAAAGCGCUCUUGGGGGGGCUUAUGACUGGGUCUUUCUCAAAUGUCAUUCCUUUACUUGUGACCAAGCUCACAAGUCUUGCGUUGGGGUAUUUUUUUGAGGCGGCAACGGCAGAUUCGGGGCCCUCAGCAACUGCUCACGGACAAGACUUUUCAGUUGAUGAGGAGGAGUUCUUCGAUCCACAAUAUGAUUACGACUUCCGAUACAUGGCCGAUUCAUCUGUGUGCAAGCGUGGUGACGAGACUUACAGGCGCCCAGUCGGGUGGUACCGUGUUGCCCUGAAAGUGCGGGGGAAAUACCCUGACGGGGACACCUGGCUGGGCACUGACGGAUGGAGGAGUGAAUCGUGCGAGGGUGAGUGGCCCGUUGCUUUCCAUGGGACUACCUCUGCAGGAGCGAAGAGUAUCAUCCAGGAGGGAUUCAGACCAGGUACAGGUGUGGCAAACGGGAGAGAGGAGAGGGCGGCGUAUGGCAGAGGGGUGUACUGCACACCUGACAUCGAUGUGGCAGAGAGAGACGGAUAUGCCAGGACAAUCACGUCAAAGAAGUCUGGAAAGACCUACAAGUUUUUAAUGCAGGGCAGGAUCAAUCCCCAAUACAGGGAGAUUUGCUUGGGAAACAAAGACUACUGGCUGAUCCCUGUAUGCAAAAGAAUGUCUAUGGAGGAAGAAAGGGACUUAUUAGACAGGGCAAUUCGUCCCUAUGGGAUCUUGUUUAAAAAGAUUGAGGACUAAAAUAAUUCUUGUCCAUUGUAUCUAUCACGAUGGCUGCAUUGAAGUUAGUGAUCAAAGAGAGCUUUUUGAAAGUACUACUUUGACAGUACCAGGCCGAUUUGUUCACCAAUUAUCUCGGUCGCUACUUUUAUCAUGACAUCAAUUCUUGUUUAUGAUGUAAAUAGAUGUAAAUAGUCUUACCGACUCUGAGACUGUUAUUGGAACACAUUGUUCUUUUUCCGUACAAAAUUAGAAACAUAAUUUAAAACGUAGGCCUAUCUGUAUGUUCAAUAUGAGGACUUUGCAUGCACGUGUAGCCUAUGCAUGAUGGUUAUUAUAACCAAAAGUGUGGUUGUCACCAAACAUGUCAUAUGUCUGACACUAGCUGAUACGACAUAAAGAUUGUGUGAUUCUUGCCGUUGCUUCCAUUCAAGAUUAUAAUGUCAACAUCUGUCUAUAAUGAGAACUCAAUGUCACUGAUGUUGUCACCAGUUGCAAUAGAUCAACAGCUUCUGUGGUGCAGUUCUCGCUCACAUGCAAUAGACCGCCAUUGAUCAAUAGGAAUUUGUUGCUAUAUAUUCUUUUGUAGAAUGCACUACUGUAGCAAAAGUAUAGGUGUGUUUGAGCUACAUCUUGUUGA